GUGAAAUCGUUGUGUGACUACACAUUUUUCCAAAAAUAAAAUUAUUUGUGGAUUUUUUUGCUGUCUUUACACAAAUAAAAAAAGAAAAAACGAAAAGAAAAUUUACAAAGUUUUUAAGAAAUUUUUUUAUAAGACAAAAGCUAAAUUAAAGGAACUAGAUUUGAAUAAACAAGAGCUUGUGACGGAAACAAUUUUAUAUAACCCAGGAAAAGUUCACCUUAAACCUACACAAAAUACGCAAAAAUAGGCAAUUAUGAGUCAGGAAGAAAGGCAGUGGAUAGAGAAAUAAUUGGAAAUUCUUAUUAAUUGCAACGAUUUAGUUCAGCCAAAAAUAAAUGAGCAUGAUGCAAUUGAUGUUAUGCGACAAUGCUUCGUGGCUGGAAAUUAAUUACCUUAAUAGCAUUAAUCAUCAUUGUGUACAUUGUAGGAAUUUUAGUUUUAUCGAUUGCAAAUCUUCAGGCUCCAUCGCAGAAACGAAUGAGAAACUCGAGAUUUGUUACUGAUUCGGAUAUUGGCCAUAGUCCCGAAAUUCUCUUACGUCGUAGUCCAAUACAGCAGUUACAAUGGUGUACAGAAUUAAAAUUUAUGGAUCAAAGCUCACAAAAAGCUUUAAAUAGCUAUCGGAAAGCAUUCCAUGAGAAGGCAAGAAGUGCUGAUAGAAUUAAACACAAAUAUGAACAUGAUUCAAUUAUUAGUAACAAAGAGCAGAAGACGAAGAAGAAGGAAGUUACUGACAGCUCAACAAUUAGUGAUAAAAACGAAUUUAGCGAUAACGAAAAUAAAGUAAUUGCAUUAGCUAGCUUCCCAGGCAGUGGAAAUACGUGGCUAAGGUAUCUAUUACAACAAGCUACAGGAAUAUAUACAGGCAGUGUAUAUAAAGAUUAUGGUUUACUCAAAAGCGGCUUUCCUGCUGAAAGUAUAUCGAAUUCUUCCGUACUUAUCGUUAAAACCCACGAAUUUGGAUCGUCAUCGUGGACAAGAUUCCGAAAGUCUGUUUUACUUGUCCGAGAUCCAGCAAAGGCGAUUUUAGCUGAAUUUAAUCGACAAAGUGGUGGUCACAUAGGAUUUGCAUCGCCUGAUCGAUACAAGAGAACUAAUGGACGUUAUUGGUUGAAAUUUGUUACAAAUAAGCUCCAUGCUUGGGAACAAACGAAUCUAUCGUGGGCAACGAAUUUUACUGGCGAUGUGCUCAUUAUUUAUUACGAAAAUUUAGUUGAUAAUGUAGAGAAGACAUUAAGGGAUAUUUUAAAUUUUAUUGAAUUUCCAACUAACGAGGAUUUACUAGCAUGUGCUCUUAAGCGAAAAGAAGGUAUUUACAGGCGAAAGAAGCGACUGCUUAACUUUGAUCCAUAUACAAUGAUUAUGAAGAAGAUGAUUGAGAAAAAGCGGAUAGAAGUGUAUGACAUGUUGGGGAGGAACAAACUGAAAUACUCGAGCCUUUAACUUUUGAUCGAUUGAUAUUGUUUCCCAAGACUUUUCUGUGUAUGAUGUAUGCUGUAUGCUUUAUACUGUAAAAAGUUCAAUCCGAGAAUGAAUCAAACUUCUUCCACACAAGACAAAAAUAAAAUAAAGGCAUAAACAGCACAGUCAGUAUUUUAUAUCAUUUAUGGAAGAGAUGAAUCGUUACUAGAAAAUGUGAUUUUUUAAAUGUGUAAAUUAUUACUUUUUAAGGAAAUAAAGGAUAUUAAUAUAUAAAGA
Chironomus riparius is the source of this 1698-nucleotide messenger RNA. The record is from the annotation of a GenBank genome assembly. Lineage: Eukaryota; Metazoa; Arthropoda; Insecta; Diptera; Chironomidae.